UUCCCAUCGUCCCAUUUCCGACAUGGCGUAGAGAAGAGGCAACGCAGCGGGCUGGUAUUGUAGCGGAAAAGUUGAUAAAGUACAGGGUUUCAGUAGGAGGAUAUAUAAACCGUUGGAAGUUAUAACCAGGAUUCAAGCAAAGUUUCGGAAGCUCGACUGAGAGAAUGGCCUUGCUGUGCUUUUUGGACCUUUUCUCCAAACUAGGGCCCAGAAGAUGUUUCCUCGCUGGUCUCCAAAACAAAGUGUCCAGUGUCCAUAGCGGUGGCUCACUCACUGUGCCAAUAAAUGGGGGUGCCCACUGAGUGUUGAAGAUGAUGUCUGAUGCCAGUGACAUGUUGGCAGCAGCCUUGGAGCAGAUGGAUGGGAUAAUAGCAGGCUCCAAGGCUAUGGACUACUCUAACGGGCUGUUUGACUGCCAGUCGCCCACCUCUCCCUUCAUGGGCAGCCUGCGGGCGCUGAACCUGCUGGAGGACCUCCGGGGCGUGCUGGAGCUAAUGGACACAGAGGAGAGGGAGGGUCUGCGCUGCCAGAUCCCUGACGCCACCGCAGACAGCCUGGUGGACUGGCUGCAGCAUGGACACCUGAUGUCCAAUGGGCACCACAUCUCCAUGGGUGGGGACCUCUACCAGGAGAGACUGUCUCGGCUGGAGGGUGACAAGGAAUCCCUGGUGCUUCAGGUGAGUGUGUUGACAGACCAGGUAGAGGCACAGGGGGAGAAGAUAAGGGACUUGGACAUGUGUCUGGAUGAGCACCGGGAGAAACUGAACGCCACUGAGGAGAUGCUGCAACAGGAACUCCUGUGCAGAACGGCUCUAGAGACUCAGAAACAGGACCUGAUGGCCGAGGUGUCCAACCUGAAGCUCAACUCAUUUGAGAAGGACAGACUGCACUUUGACUUCAGCGACAAUGAGGACAUGGUUCUGGAGAUGAAUGAACUGAGGUACAGAGUGACUGAGAUGGAGAGUGAAAGAGUACAGUAUGAGAAGAAACUGAAAUCCACUAAGGAGGAGCUGGCAAUGCUGAAGAGGCAUCUGGAGGGAAGGGACGGAGAGCUGAGUAGGUUACACGACGAGACUGGGUUCAGAGGCAUCACACCGGUUGGAAUGGACAGUGGAGACAGAGUCUCUCACCCAGAUGAAACUCUUAAAUUGAGGCUGAAAGAGAAACAUGUGGAAGUGCAGAGAAUGAAAAAAGCAGUGGAAUCACUGAUGGCAGCCAAUGAGGAGAAGGAUCGUAAAAUUGAGGAGUUGAGGCAGUCGCUGCUGCUCUACAAGAAGGUCCAGGACAGGAGUUCAAUGCAAGGGAAGAAAGAGAAAACCCAAGACGGCGAGAGUGACGAGAGUAACAGCGACAGCUCCCUCUCCAUGAUGUCAAAGACAACCACCCUGGUUGCCAUGGAGUCAGAGAGGCAUGCUCUAGCCGGAGACGAGGAAGUAGCAGGGAAAAGCCCAGACGAGCUGGAGAUGCACUAUGGAGCUACUGAAGUGUCUUCGCCCACACCCAGCCCUUCAGUCCAGUCAGCAUGUGAUCCAAAAAGGGGGCCAGAUCUGGACCAACCUGAACCAGAGAGCGAGGCAGGGGGCCAGGAAGAGUCACAGGAGGCCCCCCUUUCAUGUGAUACUCUACAGACCCUGGAUAGCCCCAAUUCAGGGAGUCAGGACAACUUAUAUGUCAGCAACAGCGAAAAGCUCUUUUCUGCUACUGUUCAGAAUAAGGCUGUGGAGGAGAUCAGUAAGAUCAGCGAGCACCCGCCCAAGUCUCCCUCUUCGUCUCACCCCGUGACCACGGAGGAUGACCGCUUCGGUAACAAGAAGGCUCGCUCCUCCUUUGGCCGGGGCUUCUUCAAGGUCAAGGGAGGCAAGAGGACAGCCAGCACCCCUAACCUGGCUGAGACAGAGCGAGAGGAGGGCACUGACCAUCUGGACCUGGCCGGUCUACCCCAGAGGUCAGCCAACAGCGACAGCACCAACACACUGACCAGUGUGACCUCCACUACAUCCCCUGAGUGCAAGAAGAAGUCCAAGGGAAUCAAGGGGCUCUUUGGAAAGCUGAGGAGAAGUCAGUCCACCACGUUCAACCUGGAUGACAACCUAUCAGAGGCGGUCGAGUUCAAGAGAGGCGGAGUCCGAGCCACAGCAGGUCCCAGACUGGGCUGGUCCCGUGACCUACAGCGAUUACCCAAGAAUGACCUGGACACCCCGUUUGCCCGCUGGUCCAAGGAGCAGGUGUGUGACUGGCUGCAGGAGCAGGGACUGGGGCUCUACCUGAACAUGGCCCGCGUGUGGAUUUCUUCUGGACAGACUCUGCUGCAGGGCUCACAGCAGGACCUAGAGAGGGAGCUGGGCAUUAAACACCCGCUGCACAGGAAGAAGCUCCAACUGGCCCUGCAGGCCCUGGGCUCUGAGGAGGAUGACAACAAGGGCAAACUGGACUACAACUGGGUGACCAGGUGGCUGGAUGACAUUGGCCUGCCUCAGUAUAAGACCCAGUUUGAUGAGGGGAGGGUGGACGGCCGCAUGCUACACUACAUGACAGUAAAUGACCUGCUAUCUCUGAAGGUGGGCAGUGUGCUCCACCACCUCAGCAUCAAGAGAGCUAUUCAGGUGCUGCGCCUCAACAACUACGAGCCCAACUGCCUGCGCCGACGGCCCUCUGACGAGAACAACAUCACGCCAGCAGAGAUCUCCCAGUGGACCAAUCACAGAGUGAUGGAAUGGCUGAGAUCAGUGGACCUGGCGGAGUAUGCCCCCAACCUGAGGGGCAGCGGCGUUCACGGGGGACUCAUGGUGCUGGAGCCACGGUUCAACGUGGAGACUAUGGCCCUGCUGCUGAACAUUCCCCCCAACAAGACCCUGCUGCGGAGGCAUCUGGCCACCCACUUCAACCUGCUGGUGGGCUCUGAGGCCCAGGGGCUCAAACAGGAUUGUCUGGAGAAUCCCGACUACACCCUGCUCACCGCCACCGCCAAGGUCAAGCCGAGGAAGAUGUCGUUCGGGAGCUUCGGCAGCCUGAGGAAGAAGAGGCAGGAUGACAGUGAGGAGUAUGUCUGCCCCAUGGACGUGGAGAUGCCAAAGGGACGUAGCUUCCAGAAAGGCUAUGAGCUUCAGCUCUACGAGGAUGACAUUGACCGGCUAGAGCAGAUGGAGGACUCAGAGGGAACUGUGAGGCAGAUCGGAGCUUUCUCCGAGGGCAUCCAAAACUUGACGAGCAUGCUGAAAGACGAUGAAUUUUUCAAGGAGAUCUCCAACUCACCCAACCCCAGCAUGACAGAUGACGAUUCCAACAUGUGAUGCUGACCGUCGCCGUGUGACCCUGUUCCCUAGUGCCGUUGUGAACGAAACAGUCUUCACUAGCAGACCAGGAUUCAAAUACUAUUUGAAAUCAUUUCAAAUACUUCAGCUGUGCUUGGUUGAGCUUGCCUGUUGGAAUACAAUGGGAAUACAAAAGUCUGCCCAUCUCGCACUCCAGGCAGGCUAAAGCCAAACGCUCAACGGAUUUCAACCCGGGUCCUCCACUAACACACACUCCAGACUUCACCGUAACCCAUACAACCCUCGCAGAGCAAGCACCAGAUAUCCUUUUAGUAUUUUAGAUGAGGUAUAAAAAAUCUAGAUUUUAAAGAAAUACAAGACCAUGUCUGAUGUCAUGUGAACUGACACCGUUUUUGUAAGGUGCCAAUCCAUUUUAACUGACCUAUUGGGAGAGGAUGUAUUUCAAAGCAAUACGCCACCAUAGUUUGCCUACCAGCUGGAUACUGGAGACAUAUGUAAUCCUUGUUUGUAUACUGGCCAUCUUUCUGUGGAAUUAAGUAUUAAUAACAAUAUCUGAUACAUUUUCUUUUUACAGUAAGAUAUACUAUAGGACUAUUGCAAAAUCUAAUAUAUCAUUUUAAAGAAUAUAUUUGGCUUUUGAACGAAGUUACUGUCAACAGAAAGAUAACGGUAUAUGCUGUGCAGAUUUGCCCAAGUUAAGUGGUAUGCCCCAAAACAGUUGAUAUGGUUUAUGCAGAAAACCAGAAUAUUAGCUGCAUCAUUACUUUACUUUCAACAUAUCGCGCCAUAUCCAAGACACUCCCAGUAAUAGUGUUUCUUUGCAUGCAUUGGCACCAAUGCCGUACUGUAUGCAUUUUAGUACAAUACACGGUUCAAUGCAUUUGAUUCCUGUUAAGUGUCAUCAUUGCAUGUUAUUGAAGCCUUUCUUGUAGCCAAAAUAUUCUACACCUGCCAACAGAAGACAGACUUUGUUUUAUCAUUGUACUUAGAACUAUUCUUAAAAAUGGCCAAAUAGCAUAGUUAUUUUCCGAGUAUUGUAGCUAGCCUGGGUGCCUGUCUGUUUCUGCUCUCUUGCCAACUCCUAAUGGAAUGGUCAUGCCAAACAUAUUGUUUGGAGUGACAAGGAGUUGACAGAGUAGAAAGUGACUGGCACCCAGGCUACGUUGUAGUAUGUUGAGAGAGCUGAAGCAAUGCAAGAAUGUCUCAAAAGCAAAGAUACUAUUAUGGAACGCCCUAACCACAUGAAACGAAAGUGUAUACUGUGUACUGGUUGAGGUAUUACCCAUUUCUAGGGUUAAUAAAGUAAUUUAAACCAAGGGAUGUCUUUCAAUGCUCAAAUAGGAGGCUUGGAAAUGUAGAACAUAAAGUGUAUGGGUAAAUUUUGCUCCGUAGUGCAGAUUCAAUACCAUUUAAAAGCAUCCAUGUUUGUACAGACCCAUAUUUUUGUCAACACGUACAGACCUUUAUUUUUGUUAGUAGUUGCCCAAAACUGUGUACACUGUAUCCUACCCAUUGUGUGCACUUUAAAUUAAAGGUUUGACAAGCUA
This is a messenger RNA of Oncorhynchus masou masou (cherry salmon), 4819 nucleotides long. Its product is annotated as liprin-beta-1-like. Gene Ontology annotation, molecular function: protein binding. Gene Ontology annotation, biological process: neuromuscular junction development. The record is from RefSeq and is a predicted model, not a curated record. Bases 312 to 3290 code for a protein of 992 amino acids. Lineage: Eukaryota; Metazoa; Chordata; Actinopteri; Salmoniformes; Salmonidae. Gene Ontology annotation, cellular component: presynaptic active zone. The transcript is spliced from 28 exons.